AUGUCUCUGCCAACUACCAUGAAUGCUGUUGUCAUAUCUGGUGAUGUCCCAGUUGUCAAACAGGUCUCAUUACCUCCACUAGAAGAUGGCCAUGUCCUAUUGAAGACCAAAGCCAUUGCUGGUAACCCAACUGACUGGAAACAUAUUGCUUUCAAAAUCGGUCCUCAGGGGUCAAUCCUAGGUUGUGAUGUUGCAGGUGAGAUUGUCAAGCUUGGCGAAAACGUUGAUUCCAAGGAGUUCCAUGUUGGUGACAGUGUCUUUGGAUUUGUCCAUGGUGCUUCUGUUAGAUUACCUACAAAUGGUGCAUUUGCUGAAUAUGUUGCCUUAGAUUCUAAAUUAGCUUACCAUUGUCCACCUAACUGUGGAUUAUCAGGCCAGGAAACUUUACCAGAAGGUCCAGUGACUAACUAUGAAGGUUGUGUUACUUUACCAGUGUCAUUGACUACUGCAGGUGUUGCAUUAACCCACAAUUUAGGUAAUAAAUUAGAAUGGGAACCAACCCAACCACAACACAAUUUCCCAAUCUUAUUAUGGGGUGGUGCCACAGCCAUUGGACAACCAUUGAUCCAAUUAGCCAAGAAAUUGCACGGUUACACUAAGAUUAUUGUCGUUGCAUCUAAGAAGCACGAAAAACAAUUGAAGGAAUAUGGUGCUGAUGAUUUAUUUGAUUAUCAUGAUGCUGAUGUGAUUGAACAAAUUAAGGCCAAAUAUCCAAACAUUCAGCAAUUAAUUGAUUGUGUCUCUAACAAGGAAACUAUUCAACAAGUUUACAAAUGUGCUUCUGAUAAAGAACCUGCCACUGUCUUGCAAUUAGUUACAUAUACUAUCAAGGAUAUCAAACCAGAAGACAGAAAGGAUAAUGUUGAGAUCACCGGCACUUUACUAUAUGUCGCUGCUGGUCAUGAUGUUCCAUUCGGAUCCUUUGUUCUUCCAAAGGAUUUAGUCUACAGACAACAUACCAGAGAUUUCAUUAAGUUCAUCAACCCUAAGUUAUUCUCUGGUGAAAUCCAUCAUAUCCCAAUCAAAGUUUACAAGGGUCUAGAAGGUGCUGUUCAAAUUACUGAUGAUAUUAAGAACAACAGAAAUUCUGGUGAAAAGUUGGUUGCUGUCUUGAACUAA
Messenger RNA from Maudiozyma barnettii, 1119 nucleotides. Its product is annotated as zinc-binding alcohol dehydrogenase family protein. The transcript has a single exon. The record is from RefSeq and is a predicted model, not a curated record. The coding region runs from base 1 to 1119 and encodes 372 amino acids. Gene Ontology annotation, molecular function: oxidoreductase activity, acting on NAD(P)H. NCBI's taxonomy places the organism in Eukaryota, Fungi, Ascomycota, Saccharomycetes, Saccharomycetales, Saccharomycetaceae.